Messenger RNA from Carassius gibelio (silver crucian carp), 1925 nucleotides. Its product is annotated as homeobox protein Dlx6a. Bases 724 to 1467 code for a protein of 247 amino acids. NCBI's taxonomy places the organism in Eukaryota, Metazoa, Chordata, Actinopteri, Cypriniformes, Cyprinidae. The record is from RefSeq and is a predicted model, not a curated record. Gene Ontology annotation, molecular function: DNA-binding transcription factor activity, RNA polymerase II-specific; RNA polymerase II cis-regulatory region sequence-specific DNA binding. The transcript is spliced from 3 exons. Gene Ontology annotation, biological process: cell differentiation; regulation of transcription by RNA polymerase II; embryo development.
UUCACCUAAUGUAUAUUUUCUAUAGCUACUGUAAAUCACUGUGUCGUUUUAUUUGUGUUGUGUUAUUAUUUUACUAUUGUAGAUUCUGCUGUUUUGUAAAUGCAUUUAGAGAUUAAGGUUCAUAUAAAAGUCACUUUGUAGUUGCACACAAGUCAAUAAAGUCGCUGUCGAAAAUAUUCUGUUCUACCUAAAUGAGUUCGAUUCAUGCAGUAUACAAGCGCGGUUUAUAGCGUUAUUUGGCACCUCAGUCGCAGUUGCGAACAGCGCGAUUAAUUACUUCGAUGGCAGCGCGCGACAUCUGAGUGGGAAUUUAGUGAAUAUCCGAGGGAUAUCCCAGCAUUAUUUUUCUCCACAUGGUUAUGUCUACGGUGGGAGCUGUUAAGGUAGGUUAACUCGCUGUGAAGUCUCAGCUAAAGCAGAGAACUGAUGACGUUAGGUUGAAUGACCAAUCGGAAGGCGCUGCCCUUUGAAGACAAACCAUUUUACUUGUAGUGGCUGCAUCAAGUCUGGAAGCAAGGACUCAAAUUUAACAGAAUCCACCUUAAAAUCUCUGCCUUUACUCAAGCCCACCUUCCACCAUACUGCGUGAGAAUUACAGGACAAAAAAAGGAUACAUUUUUGAGAUAAUAACGCAAUACCUCCUAACCAAGGAGAGAAAGAAACGAACACAACGAAAGGACUCAUUUGGACUUCAGAGAUAGUGCUCUCAAAGCAGAAAAUUUGAUGAUGACCAUGACUGCGAUGGCUGACGGUCUGGAGGCUCAAGACUCGUCAAAAUCUGCUUUCAUGGAGUUUGGACAGCAAUCGCACUCACAACAGAGCUCCCCUUCGAUGGCCGCCAGCCAUUAUCCGCUCCACUGUCUCCAUUCCGGAUCUCAUCAUCAUCAUCAGCACGACAGCUCUCCGUACUCCGGCUCGAACUCCUAUAACAGGUCGCUACCUUACUCCUAUGUAAGCCAUCCCCACCACAGUCCAUACCUGCCGUCCUACCACAGUAACGCCAGCGGAACACAGACCAGGUUAGACGCCACAGAACAGCAGAAAACGACAGUGAUUGAAAAUGGAGAAAUACGUUUCAACGGAAAAGGCAAAAAGAUCAGAAAACCGAGGACGAUUUAUUCCAGUUUGCAGCUCCAGGCACUAAAUCACCGUUUCCAGCAGACUCAGUACCUGGCGCUACCAGAGCGCGCGGAGCUGGCUGCCUCUCUCGGGCUCACACAGACACAGGUAAAGAUAUGGUUUCAAAACAAAAGGUCCAAGUUCAAGAAGUUGUUGAAACAAGGCGGUAACCCUCAUGAGUGUGACCCUUUGCCCGGCUCCAUCGCCCUGUCCCCGCGCUCUCCAGCCAUUCCUCCUAUCUGGGACGUCUCAGCCUCCUCUAAAGGAGUAAACAUGUCUGCUAACAGCUACAUGCCCGGUUACUCACACUGGUACUCGUCGCCUCAUCAGGACGCCAUGCAGAGAUAAACAACUAGCCCUUUUUUAGGCCAGAGGCCUUGUUGUUGACAUCCUGUCUUCGCCCAGUUUACAUGCGCUAGGACGCACAGUGUCAUCGGUUUAACAUCCUUAAUAGAGACAUGUUGUAGCCUAUUAAGGGGACUAUUUCUUUUGGAGAAUGAAGACAUCUGAUGUGGCGAAGGUCGACAAUGGAACUAACUGUCAGUAGCAUCAUAAACGGAUUUAUUAAAAAUCUGUUCUUACGUUUGACUGUAAUCAAACACACUCAUCGCAAACGUGAAAUUGGAACAGGAAGCGAAACGUUGUCAUAUCUCACGCGCUUGAGUCGCAUUUGAAAACGAACUCAAACCUCUUGCAUAAGAUGUUUCUGGUCAUGCAAAUAUCUGAUUGUAAAUAUAUUGUCCGAUUUUAGUUGUCAAAAACUUUUUAUGUUUUGUCAUAAAUGGAGUAAACAUGACUUCAAGCUA